Manduca sexta (tobacco hornworm) is the source of this 4446-nucleotide messenger RNA. RefSeq names its product beta-1,4-glucuronyltransferase 1. The coding region runs from base 1605 to 3197 and encodes 530 amino acids. The record is from RefSeq and is a predicted model, not a curated record. The transcript has 4 exons. NCBI's taxonomy places the organism in Eukaryota, Metazoa, Arthropoda, Insecta, Lepidoptera, Sphingidae.
AUGGAAAUGUAGCACGAAUAUUUCAUAUUAUUCCUAUUCCAAGAAUUGAAUGUGUUGUUAUAAUUCUCUUCAAUUCUAAGAAUUUAUGGGUUUGUAUUCACUUGAAAACAAUAUUAAUCAGCUGUAACGCUAUAUAUUAUGAAUAUGCUUAAUGUUUCAGUAACACGUAUAUUCUGUUUGAGAGCUUCCACGGCUAGCAUACCGCUAUAAUCUUGUCGUAGUAAAUUGUAGUCUGCAAUUUGCUUUUUGAGAAACAUCUGAAGUAGAUAUAGCAUUACCUUGUUUCAUAUGGUCUUACCUUCUUUUUUUUAGAAACGGUCAUGAAAGUUCGAAAGUUUCGGUUAAACUAGGCGGUAAAACUUUAUCUUUAGAGGGCUGUCCAUACUUUUCUUACUGCCACUUACAAAAAAUCAAUGGAGCUGAUGUUUUUUAUUUGACAAGCGAAUAAUUCAAGCAUGGUAAACUUUGAGGCGCUGUAAACUUCUCGUGAUGUUUGUGAUUCAUUGUGUUGGUGGAUUUGCUAAUAUUUUUGUGUAGAUUGAAAAUUGUUUAAUCAUGUACUUACUAUAAAGUACAUUAGGUGUAUUGUGAUAAUGACAUCGGCUUUUUUGCGGCAUGAUAUGAGGAUAGGAGUCUUGAGUUCAACGGUCAAGUCCUUCAAAAUCAUGGGUCAAAUCAUACGACUCAUAAGACAUUUUACUUAAGUGUUUCUUUUGAAAUUUGUACUCUUGAUUCAUACAGGGUUACAUAUUUUAUGAGACAGAAAUUCCGCUGUCAAUCUAGUUGCAAUUAUGCCUACCCUUUUAAGGGUUCGGGCUUAGUGAAAUGGUCAGUUCUAUGCUGAGGAUCAAUUUUUUAAAAAUAAUUUAUAAUAUUUUUUAACAAAUCCAUUACGAUAUUAUUACAUGAUUCAGUGAACAAACAUGAUGAGUGUUAUCAAAUGAGAAACACCGCGGUAAACAAAGUAAAAAAACUCCAUAUAAGUUUAAUAAUUAUAUAAUUAGAUAGAAAAAUGAAAAUGGACAAUUAAGACAAUUUCAAGGAAUCGUUUCACUUUAAAGAGAUGAUUUGCCGAAGACAUUCGCCGAAACUUGUCAAUGUGUGAUGCGGACUCUAGCAACCAUGGCGGGAAUAUUGAUUUUGCAGUUGCGCAGAACGGCACGGGGCGGCGCGCGCAUAUCCUGUCAAAAUAAAACAUUAUCCGGCAAAUAAAUAAAAUUAUAACGCGAAUAUUUCCUAAUAGUGGCGAAUUACUGUGCUAUUACGUAUAAAUAUAUAUAGUGAAGUUAAUUUUCGGUGCCUUUGUAUGUUUUGUGUAUAAAUUUGAGUUUCCGUACAAUCGCUACGUUAGAGGUUAGUUUUUCACUGCGUUCUAACAAGAAUUUGUGAAAGUGUUUCUUGGAAAAGGGUGUUACCAAUAUGCUUAUUAUGUUCGGUGUUAGCUCGUGAUAUUUAUUCAUAUGACAAUUCGCAAAUGAAGGUAAAGAGAAGAAAACAGUAGGCAGUUAAUGGUUCUUGUUCCUUGUUCCAAACCAAGUAAGCGAUGGAGGGGAUGAUGCAAUUUAUUCAUCGAUAUCUAUAAAUAAAAACAAUGAAAGUGAAAAAUGACGAGAUGUAUGCGAAUAUUUGGUGCCUACUCCUACAGGCUGACCAGGAGACACUCCACGAUACUCCUUCUGGUCUCCUUCAUAGUCACGAUCACGAUAAUCCUGCAGCUAUACGCGUACAGACACCAGGACCAGCCUCACACGCAGCCCCGUGUCGGUGAUUUUGACUACAGACCCGGCACCUUCCUUAGAGGCAUUCAGCCGAACGACAGCGUCAGUUACUGUGACUUCAACUACGGCCUCCCUGACAAGCUCACAUGGGGAAGCUUCCCUACGCAUCCGUCCCCUGAAACUGGAAGCAAAAGUCCUUACAGAGUGGUGUAUGACGCUGUGAGAGGCCGAGCAUACCGUAAAGACGGCAAAUACGAUGCAGUGACGUACGCCACGCAAGCUACUGCGGGAUUCCUGUAUCAUAUAGUCGAAAUAGCUAGGUACUGGGAAGGUCCGAUCAGCCUUUCUGUCUUCGUUCCCGAUUAUGACCUGGACAUAUGCAUGCAAAUCAUGAAUCAGCUCUGCCAUUGUUAUCCGGACAUGGCGAAAGUGUCUCUGCAUUUGUUCUUUCCUAAAAAAUAUCCCCCAAAAUUGAGGAGUAGGGAGCAGUGGGUCGUGCCCAGUACUGACGUUCUAACGACGACAGCAAACAUGACAUUGAUGUUGAAGAAUAGAAUAGAAAGCUACAGAAAACUCGACAAUAAAACGAGAGCAGAAUACAUACAGUGGGUGAGGAAAAGGAAAAUCGAAAGAAUGAUGAUGGGUUUCCCGAAAAAGCCUAUACAAGCUCCAACGUUGAAAUUCGAAGACUGCUCUGGUCCGGACUCCUUCGAAAUCCCAACGUAUAGGAAGGAAUACAAUAUGAUUUAUCCAAUCAACGUGGGCAGGAAUGUGGCUAGGAAUGCAUCGAGGACAAAUUACUUCAUAGUGUCGGAUAUAGAAAUGGUACCGAGUGACGGAUUGGCGCCGAAGUUCUUGGCGAUGAUAAAAAAGCUUAUGGGGGCUAAGAAGAGGCGCGAGGGGUGCCAGUUUACGAAGACAAUAUUUGUCGUGCCGCUGUUCGAAGUGGAGAGGGGAGAGGAAAUACCUCGAGACAAAGAGACAUUGGUGCGAAUGGUGGCUGCUAACAGAGCGAUGUAUUUCCACCAGAAAGUCUGUUCUCAUUGCCAAAGGUUCCCUGGACUGCAGUCUUGGCUUCUGAGACCAGCGCCGAAGGUGGUUGAGCCGAUGUUGAUCGCUCGAAGGGAGUACCCAUACCACAGAUGGGAGCCGCUCUACUUUGGCACUCACAAGGAGCCUUGGUACAGCGAAGUAUUGUCGUGGGAGGGACGGCAGGACAAAAUGACGCAGAUGCUAGAACUAUGCCUUCAGAAGUACAAACUGUAUAUAUUAGAUGGCGGAUUCCUGUGCCAUGCAGCGCCUCACCAGAAAAAAGAUUUGCUCACGCCUGCGCAGUGCGCCAUCCGUCGGUGGGCUGUGUUCUCCAAUUUGUACCAAUAUUCCAUCAGUAUGUUAAACUUUUCCAAAAAAUACAAGCGUAUUUUGGAACUGAUAAAAAAAUCCGGUAGUCGCAGUUGUGAUCUGGUUUUUCGUUACUGAUAUGUUUUUUUUUAUUUCUUAUUAAUCAAUUACUUUGUUAGUUUAAUUUUUGUUAAGUUUUUGGAUUUAUGAAUUAAAUUGCGAUUUUAUUACCAUGAGUUUAGUUCUUGCACUCUCUAUUCUUAGUAAUACCAGUUCUAAUGUUUUUUUUUUAACUGAAUCAAAUGAAACAUCAUGUUUAUUUCUUUAUUAUCUGUAAUAUUGCAUUUAAACGUAUUCAAAUAACACGUAAGUAUGCAGCGUUCGUUUUCAUCUAAAUACUUCGUGCAACGAAUAUUUUAAACAAUUUCAAUUCCCGUUGCUUAUAGUACUGACAGGAUAAUGAGUUUCGUGAGAGAGUGUUGAGUUAUUUCUUUUAAAAGACGUGUCGCAUCUUUCAAACAUACCAUAUUGAAAAUACUAAAUGUAAAUAUUUUAUAUUUAGCGUUUUAACAUUUAUGUGUUUAAAAAUCAACACUGAGAAUUAAAAUAGUAUUUAGUACUUAAAAAAAAAAAUUAUUUACAAAAAGAUAAUUCUAAUCAAACUAGCUAACAAGCAAGAUCAUAAAAAUAUAGCUAUUAAAAUGCAACGAUUGUGAACGUCCGUUCGAUUUAAAGCAAUAAUGUAUCCCCAACGUAGUGGUCCGCAGGCCAGCUGGAUCAGUUACGCGCCCUUUUUCUUUUUUUUUGCACGACUGACCACGUCACAUUGCUAAUUCUACAUUCAAUUAUUUCUUUGCAAUGUUAUUUACAGAUCCGUAUAGAUACUUUAUUUUGUAAGAAAGACAUUUCUCUGUGUACUGAGUAUUAUCAUUUUGUGUAUUUGGUAUAGUUAAAUAUAUUACAAAACAUUCUAUUGUACUUUCAUUACACGUUCACAAUAUUCAAAUAACACGAUACGUAUUACAUCUUCUAAUCCAAUAAGUUAUGUGAGACUGGAAUGUUUGAAGAGUUGACGUUAUUGGAUUCGCAUGAUCAGAUAAGUGACGUAGCUCCAGAAUAAACUUAAUUGAAGAAAUUCCUUACGUUUGUUUUUAGUAGUGUGAAUAAAUAGCUACACGUUUUGAUGACCCAGCUGGUAAAGCUGGAAGAUCUGAGUUCAAUGCCUAUUCUCCGACUGAAUAAUAUUAAGUAUGAAAAACAGUUACCUAUAAUAGUACCUGAUCAAAUUCGAAACUUCUAAUCGACAAUACAAUUGGUCUUACACCUGAUUUCUCUCUGGUCAUGUCGGAUUGCCGUCUCACCGAACUAUGAGAAUGAAGGAACAGAG